GAAAGGAAGUCGGUGAUAUCGAACAUCGCAAGUGCGGGGGAGAUAGAGGGGUUUCGUGAAUAUCACGCAUGCGCAGUAUUAUACCGGCGACGGCUGUGGAAACAGUGGCCUAGCGACUGAAGGGAUUAAGGUGUCCGAUCUGACAGGCUACACAAUGAGUCAGGGUAAGGACAAUGCACGACUCAAGAGCUACAAGAACAAGUCUCUCAACACAGAUGAGAUGAGAAGGAGGAGGGAAGAGGAAGGACUGCAGCUGCGGAAACAGAAGAAGGACGAACAACUUUUUAAGAGGAGGAAUGUCGCCACCGUGGAGGACGACGGCGCCCUGGAGGACGAUGGAAUGGCCGAUAGCGGCUACCUGGAGUCCCAGGCUAACAACAUGGACCCACUUAUGGGUGGGGUGAUCUCUGAGGACAUGACUCAGAUGAUCUUCUCCAGCUCUCCUGAGCAGCAGCUAAUAGGUACUCAGCGCUUUAGGAAGCUUCUUUCUAAAGAACCCAACCCGCCCAUCGACGAAGUCAUUGCCACUCCAGGGGUGGUGGAGCGUUUCGUUGAGUUCCUGAAGAGAAGAGAAAACUGCACGUUGCAGUUUGAGGCUGCGUGGGUGUUGACCAACAUUGCUUCAGGCACGUCCCACCAGACACGGGUGGUCAUCCAGGCAGGGGCUGUGCCCAUAUUCAUAGAGAUGCUCAGCUCGGAUUUUGAAGAUGUACAGGAACAGGCAGUUUGGGCCUUGGGGAACAUAGCAGGAGACAGCACAGAAUGCAGAGAUUUUGUCAUAGACUGCAACAUUUUGCCUUCCUUGGUGCAGUUAUUGGCCAAACAGAAUCGUCUAACGAUGAUGAGGAACGCAGUGUGGGCGCUCUCAAACCUGUGCAGAGGAAAAAACCCACCUCCAGACUUCACUAAGGUGUCCCCGUGUCUCAGCGUGCUGUCUUGGCUGCUGUUUGUCAAUGACACGGACAUCCUGGCUGAUGCUUGCUGGGCGCUCUCCUACUUAUCUGACGGCCCUAACGACAAAAUCCAGGCCGUCAUUGACUCAGGAGUUUGUCGCAGGCUGGUGGAGUUGCUGAUGCACACUGAUUAUAAAGUGGUAUCUCCUGCGCUGCGGGCUGUCGGUAAUAUAGUCACAGGAGAUGAUCUACAGACGCAGGUGAUUCUGAACUGUUCGGCGCUGCAGUCCCUACUUCACCUCCUGAGCAGCCCCAAGGAGUCCAUCAAGAAGGAAGCCUGCUGGACAAUCUCCAACAUCACUGCAGGGAACCGAGCACAGAUACAGAUGGUGAUAGAGGCGCACCUGCUGCCUCCGCUCAUCAGCAUCCUGCAGGUAGCGGAGUUUCGCACGAGGAAGGAGGCAGCGUGGGCCAUCACCAACGCCACCUCGGGCGGCUCCGCGGAGCAGAUCAGGCUCCUAGUGGAAAUGGGCUGCAUAAAACCUCUGUGUGACCUGCUCACGCUGAUGGACUCCAAAAUAGUUCAGGUGGCUCUAAAUGGCAUAGAGAACAUCCUGCGACUGGGAGAACUGGAGGCCAAGAGAGGGGCUGGCAUCAACCCCUACUGUGCACUCAUUGAGGAGGCCUACGGCCUCGACAAGCUGGAGUUCCUGCAGGGCCACGAGAACCAGGAGAUCUACCAGAAAGCCUUCGACCUGAUCGAGCGCUACUUCAACACCGAGGACGAGGACCCGUCCCUGGCUCCGGCCGUCGACCUGCAGCAGCAGCAGUUCCUCUUCCAGCAGUGCGAGGCCCCGAUGGAAGGCUUCCAGCUAUAAUGCUAAAUCCUCCCUCCCCUGUGCUCCACCUUCAUCUUCACCUACGCUCACUUCUCCCACCCCUUUCUGCCACGAUUCAGGGUGACAGCAAACACCCUCUCCCUCCUCUUCUCAUUGCCAGGGAGGUUAAAUAAAAUCAUUAUUGUGAUUAUACGGAAAAAUGUAACAGGAGCACACGUGUGCGUACGUCCAGCAUGGGUCAAGUUCUGCAGUCUUAUCAGCCAGUUUGUGAAGGUUUCACUCGUCAUUCUGUCUUGCACCGACUUUCUCAGCACCUGAACCCUUCCCACCUGCUCAGGCCACAGCGUCUCCUACUAGCAGACUGUUCCUCUAACACCACCUGUGUUACUUCUUUUUGGAUUUCCUCCUCACCUCAUCCAAAAUGAAAAGGACCCCCCCACCUCCCCUCCAUGUUCCCGUAGGAUUGGCAGUCACCACCUCCGAGCGAGUGGGAGUAUUUGGACUGCACUGCUUGUCUGAUUGAUGCAUUAAUGACUGGCAAGACAGACAAACAUGGACGUGAUUUUUUAGACCCCCCCCUCCUCCCACACGGAGAAGAAUGAUCUAACCUAAACACUGGACUGACCAUGAGACAUCGACCACGUGUGUGGUCACUGGACUGAACCCACGUCGGGGGCCAUGUGGCCAGUCCAACACCAAGGACUCAACUGACCUCCUCAAAAGGCACCUAAACGACUCCGACCACAGGUGGACCGAUUAGAAACUAGACUGCGUCGCUGGGGGGCUGGAGCUCGCCAGCGACAAACCAGGCUGCUUGCAUUCGCUCCUGGAUCUCAUAUCAUGCAUUCCUCUAUCCAAUGGGACUUCUCCACCUGCACAGGCUCCAUUCUGAAGAGUGUAGACUGCCUCCUGCCUUCUGGUGUGAUGUGAAUAACCCCAUGGAACCAUGGGAAUUGGAGUCUUCCCUCGCACUGAGACAAUUGGACAGACUUGGACUAGACAAAACAAGACUAUUUAACCCUGGAUUUCUGUCCAACAGCAGACCAGUGGGGAUUUUUAUUAUUAUCUUAACCAUAAAUCCAUUUCAUUUCAUUUGCAGCACUUUAGUUCAGGGCUGAUGCCUCAUCGACAGUAUACCACAGUUUUUGACAUUCGCUAUUCGAAUCGGUCGACGACGCGGCUCUUCCCUCCUACGGAAGCGAGGUUUGAAGAGGGCUGCUCGGUUUUCCUCGUUCCCCUUCUGCUAUGACAAGGAUAACACUGUUUACCCUCUCCCCCCCCCCCGUCCCCCAUAAUAUAUAAUGGGUCUCAAACAGAUCGGGGACUGAAACUGUUUGCGCACACACUUAAUCACAAUCGGAGGAUCACGCCGCCUCAGCGAAGCUUCUAGAAUUUUAUUGUGACUAAAGUAACUUAAAGUAAUUAGACUCUAAUUGGGUAAUUGCCGGUUCAUCUAUGCGCAGUUUAAAAAACGUGACAUGUUCAGGUAGUAUUUUUGCGAUUUGAUCAUGCCAAACACACACAUACCAGCGAUUAGGACCAAAGGUGGUCUUUUUUUUUUCUUUUAACAAGCUAUUUUUAAUUGGAUGUUAGCAUCUGUCAUUUACCUGAUGGUGCCAUAAUCCUUAUUCUGCAAAAA
This is a messenger RNA of Mugil cephalus (flathead mullet), 3371 nucleotides long. It is a transcript of the gene kpna1, whose product is annotated as karyopherin alpha 1 (importin alpha 5). The transcript is spliced from 14 exons. Gene Ontology annotation, cellular component: nucleus; nucleoplasm; cytoplasm. Bases 155 to 1771 code for a protein of 538 amino acids. NCBI's taxonomy places the organism in Eukaryota, Metazoa, Chordata, Actinopteri, Mugiliformes, Mugilidae. The record is from RefSeq and is a predicted model, not a curated record. Gene Ontology annotation, biological process: NLS-bearing protein import into nucleus; postsynapse to nucleus signaling pathway. Gene Ontology annotation, molecular function: nuclear import signal receptor activity; protein binding.